AGUUCCUUUGUGUUUAUUUACAGUUAAUGUGUUAAGAGCCAUUGACAUUUGAAGAUCAUCAGAAGUGAAGAUAAAACAUCUCAAAAAUUAUAAUUGCUUCCACUUCUCAUUCAGAGAAUUCAGUGCAUACAAAAUCAGCCUCCGUUGUAUCAUCGGAUUCCAUUUCGACUUCUGCAGAGAACUUUUCUCCUGACUUGAGGCCAAAGAUGUAACUUACAUAUGUCCAUUCACUGGUGCUGUCCGAGGAACUCUGACUGUUACGAAUUACAGGUUAUAUUUCAAAAGCAUGGAACGGGAUCCCCCAUUUGUUUUAGAUGCUUCUCUUGGUGUUAUAAGCAGAGUAGAAAAAAUUGGUGGUGCUUCUAGUCGAGGUGAAAAUUCUUACGGACUAGAAACUGUAUGCAAGGAUAUUCGGAAUUUACGGUUUGCUCAUAAACCUGAGGGGCGAACAAGAAGAUCUAUAUUUGAGAAUCUAAUGAAAUAUGCAUUCCCUGUCUCUAAUAACCUGCCUCUUUUUGCUUUUGAGUACAAAGAAGUAUUCCCUGAAAAUGGAUGGAAGCUCUAUGACUCUCUUUUAGAGUACAGAAGGCAGGGAAUUCCAAAUGAAAGCUGGAGGAUAACAAAGAUAAAUGAACGCUAUGAGCUUUGUGAUACGUACCCUGCCCUCUUGGUUGUGCCGGCCAAUAUUCCUGAUGAAGAAUUAAAGAGAGUGGCAUCCUUCAGAUCGAGGGGCCGUAUCCCAGUUUUAUCAUGGAUUCAUCCUGAAAGUCAAGCCACGAUCACGCGGUGUAGCCAGCCCAUGGUAGGGGUGAGUGGGAAGAGGAGCAAAGAAGAUGAAAAAUACCUUCAAGCCAUUAUGGACUCCAAUGCCCAAUCUCAUAAAAUCCUUAUAUUCGACGCCCGGCCAAGUGUUAAUGCUGUUGCCAAUAAGGCAAAAGGGGGAGGUUAUGAAAGUGAAGAUGCCUAUCAAAAUGCAGAACUAGUUUUUCUAGAUAUCCACAAUAUUCAUGUUAUGAGAGAGUCACUGCGAAAGCUUAAGGAGAUCGUGUACCCCAACAUCGAGGAGGCCCACUGGCUGUCCAACUUGGAGUCUACUCACUGGCUAGAACAUAUUAAGCUUAUUCUUGCAGGGGCUCUUCGGAUUGCUGACAAGGUGGAGUCAGGAAAGACGUCAGUGGUCGUACACUGCAGCGAUGGCUGGGACCGCACGGCUCAGCUCACCUCCCUGGCCAUGCUCAUGCUGGAUGGGUACUAUCGAACCAUCCGGGGCUUUGAAGUCCUUGUGGAAAAAGAAUGGCUCAGCUUUGGACAUCGGUUUCAGCUUAGACUUGGCCAUGGAGAUAAGAACCAUGCAGAUGCAGACAGGUCGCCUGUUUUUCUUCAGUUUAUUGACUGUGUGUGGCAAAUGACAAGACAGUUUCCUACAGCAUUUGAAUUCAAUGAAUACUUUCUCAUUACCAUUUUGGACCACCUAUAUAGCUGUUUAUUCGGAACAUUCCUCUGUAACAGUGAGCAGCAGAGAGGAAAAGAGAAUCUUCCUAAAAGGACUGUAUCACUGUGGUCUUACAUAAAUAGCCAGCUGGAAGACUUCACUAAUCCUCUCUAUGGGAGCUAUUCCAAUCAUGUCCUUUACCCAGUAGCCAGCAUGCGCCACCUGGAGCUCUGGGUGGGGUAUUACGUAAGGUGGAACCCACGGAUGAAGCCACAGGAGCCCAUUCACAACAGAUAUAAAGAACUUCUUGCUAAACGAGCAGAGCUUCAGAAAAAGGUAGAGGAACUACAGAGAGAGAUUUCCAACCGAUCAACCUCAUCCUCAGAGAGAGCCAGUUCUCCUGCACAGUGCGUCACUCCUGUACAAACUGUCGUGUGACAGGUCUGCUAGAUGGGGGCCGCCAGUCAUCGCCACGAACUCCUGAUUACCAUGGCAGCUUUAUGAGUGGAAGGUCUUCUGAAUAUAGAACCCAUCUGUGAGAGAAAUUCAGUCACUUUAUUUAUUUUAAAUAAGUCUCUCUAGGAUGAGUUUAGAACUGUAGCAGUGCCGGUGGCUUAAGUGAAAUACCCCACAUGUAAUUACGUGAUUAUGACACUAAUCUUUUAAAUCACCCAAAGAAUAUUAAAGUGCUUCAGUCCUGGAUCCACAGGAGGCACCAGUUGCUGAUUUUUAAGAGGAAAAUGCUGUCUCAGAAAUUUUGGUGUCUGGUAGAAUCAAAACACAGGUGAUUUCAGAAAUAAACCUGAUGGAAGAGCACUCACCGUGGCACAGAGGGAGGAGCCCAAACCAAUCCUGAAGUCCGUGCCGUUACCCACACCGGGCCCCAGCGCGAUGAUCGAAGAGAAUCCUGAUGCUCCUUCCCCCAUAGUGGGUUUUUCUUUCUGGUAGUAAUUUACUUUGAUCACCGUUAAAAACCCACAUUCUUCAUAUGUAGUAGGGCAAAGUCUUGAGGAUCUUAUGGUGUAGAAGUAGUUGAAAAUUAUUGCUGUCGUUAUUUAUGUACUUAAUUUAAGACGUAUGACAUAGCUGUUCCAAAAUGACGCCUCACAGAUGUGCUUGGGAGCGGGAUGGAGGAGGAGGUGGUCGCCGUCCAGGAUUUCAAAGAAGUCCACGUCCUUCAGAUUAGUUUCCAUUUGCACAGUUACUAGAAACAUCAUGAAACAUAUUUUAAGAACUAUCUACCCUACUUCACGUACUUUUUUUGGGGUGAGUUUUGAGGCAGUAUUUAAAAGCUUAUUUUUCCUGAAGUCUGUAUAGUGAGACGUACUAUGCUCAGAUUUGACACGAAAUAUCUUACUACUACUUUCCUUUGCAAAUUCUGUAAUUCCACUGAAUGAUUAAGCCUACCAAAGAACUUACUGCAUGUAAACAUGUGUUACAGUCUCAAUGCCAGUAAGGGAAAUCCUGCUUCACUUUCUGCCUGCUACAGUAAGAACUCAGUGCUGGUGUGAACACUUGACCCCCUGUCUGUUUUCUCUGUGUGAGAGCCGUACGUUAUGUACUGUAACACAAAGGAGCUUCUUGUCCCUUGGGUCUUUAAUUAAAAGAAAAUUUCAGCUGACUUUUAAACCCUG
Vicugna pacos (alpaca) is the source of this 3066-nucleotide messenger RNA. The record is from RefSeq and is a predicted model, not a curated record. NCBI's taxonomy places the organism in Eukaryota, Metazoa, Chordata, Mammalia, Artiodactyla, Camelidae.